AUAUUCUUUUCUAUUCUAGACACGAGGCCCGAAAUUUUGGGGGAGGGGAAGUCGAUUAGAUCGACCUCAGUAUGCAGCUGGUACUUAAUUUAUCGAUCCCCGAAAGGAUGAAAGCCAAGUCGACCUCGGCGGAAUUUGAACUAAGAACGUAAAGACAGACGAAAUGCCACUAACAUUUCGCCCAGAGUAUUUACGUUUCUUAUUUCUUUAUUGCCCAUAAGGGGACUAACAAAGACAGACAAAGAAAUUAAGUCGAUUACAUCGACCCCAGUGCGUAACUGUUACUUAAUUUAUCGACCCCGAAAGGAUAAAAGGCAAAGUCGACCUCGACGGAAUUUGAAUUCAGAACGUAAAGACAGACGAAAUACCAGUAAGCAUUUCACCAAGCGUGCUAACGUUUCUGCCAGCUCGUCACCUGAAUGAGUCUUCACAUAUUAAGAUAUGCUGAUAGAUACUUGAGAAAAAAGAUUGAAAAUAAUAUCUUUACUGUCUAAAUAACUUAUUCUAUAAACUCAUAAUCACCAGCAGAAAGCCAGCGUGAUUUAUUUUAUGUAUAUAAAAUUGUAAACUAGGACUGCGUAAUUGAAAUUUUUAAUUUCUAAGGAUGUAAAUCAUUUUGUAUAACGUACCAAAUGUUGACGUAUUUAAAUUCGAAAUGCUCUAAGUAUUGAAACAGAUAGUAAAUUAUUCUCCUAAGCAAGGACGUUUUCAACAUUAAUAAUAUUUAGUGACGUAAUGAAAUUAUAUCUUUUCAAUUUUUUUAUUCGUAAUUACAACUUGAAGUAAUGUGAUUUCUUUUUUUUAAAGUUUUUUCGCUUAUUCUUUUAUUAAUUUUCAUCAAAUAAACUUUUAUGAUCAAUUAUUAUCAUUUAUUUCGAUAAAUUCAUAUGCUGUCGAGGAAUCGCACAUGUUGGAGCUAUCCUUUUCUGCUUAUAAAGUUGUUGCUUAUUGAUAUACGAAAGUUCGGCUAUAAAUCAUCACUUACUUAACAACAGAUUUCUAUGUAGGCUCAGAGUAGUAAACAAAUUAAUUGCUGAUCAUAGUAAAAAUAAUCUACUUAAAAUCUUGAGUUCUUUUUUUUAAAAAUGAAUCAAGACAACAACGUGACCGAAUCAAAGGGUAUAAUGUUUAAUUAUGACAGCAGUUUAGAGGCGUUCAUCCGAAACGAGUUCUAUCGUCAGCAGAAAGAAAACCCGAAUAAAGACCAGAUAGAUUCCAUCAAAAUUAACCAGUUCUUUGAAAGGGCUCUUUCUGAAACUCGAAGGAUGAACGAUGCCAUUAAGAAUAGUCAUAAACAACGUAAUCUGCUUCGAAAAGAAUUUGGUUUGAGAAUGCUCAGUGAUUGGUUAAAAGAACAUCAAACUGAAAUUUUGGAACCAUUCCAAGAAAAAAAAGAAGAAAAAUAAAAGAUAAUUAUCAAAAAAAAA
Messenger RNA from Octopus bimaculoides (California two-spot octopus), 1427 nucleotides. RefSeq lists its product as uncharacterized. NCBI's taxonomy places the organism in Eukaryota, Metazoa, Mollusca, Cephalopoda, Octopoda, Octopodidae. The record is from RefSeq and is a predicted model, not a curated record.